UGACGAAAGACAAAGAGAAAAUUAAUAACAGAAAACAGGAAGAAAGAGAGAGUUUUGUCUAUAUUCUCAAUAAUCCGUCCAACUAGCCAGUUCAUAGUGCUCUCAAUUCACAGAAAGAAAGAUUACUGAGCCUUUUUCACUGUCCAUUCUCUCUCUUUCCAGACUAUUCCCCAUCUUCAACCCUUUUGUCAUUAUGCGUUUUUCUGCCUGCGAUAUGUUAUCUUUCCUGUCUCUGUCCCAUUCCCUCUCCUGGGUGUCUCCUUUUUCUCCCUUCUGAGCUCACCUUUUCGAGUAAACUAUCUUAAUUUUCGAGUUGUCCACUGUUUUUCCUUUACAAUUGGGCGGUAAUGACUACUGCUCUGGAGUUUACUGUUUCUAGCUUAGUUGGUCUUGCUUUUCAAUUCAUUCUUGAAGUUUUCAUUUGAAGUUCAAUAGGUUUUAGCUAGAGCUAGCUAUUAGCUUGGAGACUGUCUGACCACAUUGGAGCUUGAAUUGAAUAAAUGAAGGGAGCUUUGCUAGUGGCUCUUGCUGCUUCCGUUGGAAACUUUCUGCAAGGAUGGGAUAAUGCCACCAUUGCUGGGGCUAUGGUCUACAUCAAGAAAGACAUGGUCCUCAAUUCUUCAGUGGAAGGUCUUAUAGUGGCCAUAUCUCUCAUUGGAGCUACAAUCAUCACAACGUGUUCAGGGCCGGUAUCGGAUUGGGUCGGUCGACGUCCGAUGUUGAUAUUGUCAUCACUGCUUUAUAUUCUAAGUGGUUUGAUCAUGUUGUGGUCCCCUAAUGUGUUGGUACUCUGCAUAGCAAGGUUGUUGGAUGGAUUUGGGAUUGGCCUUGCCGUCACUCUUGUUCCUGUUUAUAUUUCAGAAACUGCCCCAUCAGAAAUAAGAGGAUUGUUGAAUACUCUCCCACAGUUUACUGGAUCAGGUGGCAUGUUCAUAUCCUACUGUAUGGUAUUUUACAUGUCGUUGUCAGUCUCAACAAGCUGGAGAUUAAUGCUUGGAGUCCUCUCUAUCCCAUCCGUCCUCUAUUUUAUACUAACAGUGUUUUUCUUGCCUGAAUCUCCUCGAUGGCUGGUUAGUAAAGGGAAGAUGCUUGAGGCAAAAAAGGUUCUCCAGCGACUCCGUGGCAUAGAGGAUGUUUCAGGUGAGAUGGCUUUGCUAGUUGAAGGUCUUGGGAUUGGGGGUGAGACAUCCAUAGAAGAGUAUAUAAUAGGUCCUGCUGAAGAAAUUGAUGGGGACAUAGCUGAUCAAAAAGAUAAAAUUAGAUUAUAUGGACCUGGAGAAGGCCUAUCUUGGGUUGCUAAGCCUGUCACAGGACAGAGUUCUCUCGUGCUUGCAUCUCGGCAAGGAAGUUUGGUCAAUAGAAGUAUGCUUAUGGACCCACUUGUCACCCUUUUUGGUAGUGUUCAUGAGAAGCUCCCGGAGUCUGGAAGCAUGGUUUUCCCAAACUUUGGCAGCAUGUUCAGCACGGCUGAACCUCAUGUGAAAAAUGAGCAGUGGGACGAGGAGAGCCAGAGAGGAGAUGACUAUGCAUCAGAGGCUGGUGGAGUGGACUCAGAUGACAAUCUGCAUAGUCCACUGAUUUCGCGCCAAACAACCAGCAUGGAUAAAGAUAUCGUUCCCCCUCCUUCCCAUGGUAGUAUCUUCAGUGUGAGGCGCCACAGCAGUCUCAUGCAAGGAAAUAUUGAGGGGGUCGGUAAUACUGGGAUUGGUGGGGGCUGGCAGUUGGCAUGGAAAUGGUCUGAGAAAGGAGAGGAUGGCAAGGAGGGCGGAUUUAAACGUAUUUAUUUGCACCCAGAGGAUGUUCCUGGGUCCCGACGUGGAUCUAUUCUUUCUCUUCCUGGAGAAGAUGUCCAUGCAGAUGGUGAGGUCAUCCAGGCUGCAGCAUUGGUCAGCCAGCCUGCUCUUGUCUCUAAAGAACUUAAAGAUCAGCGCCCAGUUGGCCCUGCAAUGGUUCAUCCAUCUGAAACUGUUUCAAAGACUCCAAUAUGGUCUGCUUUACUCGAACCAGGCGUUAAGCAUGCUCUAAUUGUAGGAAUUGGAAUUCAGAUUCUUCAACAGUUUUCUGGGAUCAAUGGAGUUCUUUACUAUACUCCUCAAAUUCUUGAAGAAGCAGGUGUUGAAGUUUUGCUUUCAAAUAUGGGGAUUGGUUCUGAAUCCGCAUCAUUCCUGAUUAGUGCAUUCACAACCUUCCUGAUGCUUCCCUGUAUUGGUGUGGCAAUGAGGCUCAUGGAUAUUUCAGGCAGAAGGCGGCUCUUACUCGCUACCAUCCCUGUGCUAAUAGUAUCACUCCUCGUUCUCGUCGUGUUUGAGCUUAUUACAGUGAGCACCAUUGUCAAUGCAGCAAUCUCAACCAUAUGUGUGGUCGUUUACUUUUGCAUCUUUGUCAUGGGAUAUGGACCAAUUCCAAACAUCCUUUGCUCGGAAAUUUUCCCGACAAGGGUCCGUGGCCUCUGCAUUGCAAUAUGUGCAAUGGUUUUCUGGACCGGCGAUAUAAUUGUAACAUAUUCUCUGCCUGUGAUGCUUAGUGCAAUAGGUCUUGCAGGUGUCUUCGGCAUUUAUGCCGUUGUGUGUAUAAUUUCAUGGAUAUUCGUCUACUUGAAAGUCCCAGAAACCAAAGGCAUGCCUCUUGAGGUCAUUGCGGAGUUCUUCUCUGUCGGUGCGAGACAAGCUGCGAAAGGUAGUAUUAAUUGAGUUGAGGAUGAUGCAAAUUGGCAGUCUUGACUCUCUAUAGAAACUCCAUCUGUUCCUUCCCAGAUUGGAAGCAAAUCUGCUCCUUGCUGCUGCAUUAUGAAACGAUGAACAAGAAGAAGACAGCAAGUCCAAAUUCUUUUCCUAUGUUGAAUUUUGGUUUAAGUUUAUGUAAUUUGUAUGCAUCAAUGUAUUGGAGAUUGUGAUUGGUUUAGAUUUUUAAAAGCUUCUUUUCUUUGCUCUUAAGUUUUCAAGGCUUUGGUUUGAUUUUGGAUUUAACACAAGUUGGAGUACAUAUAUUUUGUAUCAUAGAUGCCUCACCAGUGAACAAUAGUUCUAACUAAUAAAAUGGCAGUCUGGCAUCAUAAUUUUCUAA
Messenger RNA from Cucumis melo (muskmelon), 3063 nucleotides. Its product is annotated as monosaccharide-sensing protein 2-like. Lineage: Eukaryota; Viridiplantae; Streptophyta; Magnoliopsida; Cucurbitales; Cucurbitaceae. Gene Ontology annotation, molecular function: myo-inositol:proton symporter activity. Gene Ontology annotation, biological process: transmembrane transport. The transcript is spliced from 6 exons. Gene Ontology annotation, cellular component: membrane. The coding region runs from base 501 to 2690 and encodes 729 amino acids. The record is from RefSeq and is a predicted model, not a curated record.